Molecule: messenger RNA, 1378 nt
Organism: Chiroxiphia lanceolata (lance-tailed manakin)
Lineage: Eukaryota; Metazoa; Chordata; Aves; Passeriformes; Pipridae
Gene: LMAN2
Product: lectin, mannose binding 2
Exons: 8
Coding region: 22-1038 (338 amino acids)
Biological process (GO): endoplasmic reticulum organization; endoplasmic reticulum to Golgi vesicle-mediated transport; Golgi organization
Cellular component (GO): COPII-coated ER to Golgi transport vesicle; endoplasmic reticulum-Golgi intermediate compartment; Golgi membrane
Molecular function (GO): D-mannose binding
Source: RefSeq, a predicted model, not a curated record
GCCGGAAGGCGGAAGCGGAGAAUGGCGGCGGGUGCGGGCGGGCUGGUGGCCGUGGUUGUGCUGCUGUUGGCGUUGGUCGGGCCGCGCCCGGCGCCCGCCGAGCUCACGGACGGCAACAGCGAGCACCUGAAGCGGGAGCACUCGCUCAUGAAGCCAUACCAGGGCGCGGGCUCUGCCGCGAUGCCGCUGUGGGACUUCCAGGGCAGUACCAUGGUCACCAGCCAGUACGUCCGCCUGACGCCCGACGAGCGCAGUCGAGAGGGCUCCAUCUGGAACCGCGUGCCCUGCUUCCUCAAGGACUGGGAGCUCCACGUCCACUUCAAGAUCCACGGAGCCGGCAAGAAGAACCUGCACGGGGACGGGCUGGCGCUGUGGUACACGCAGGAUCGGCUGGUGCCAGGUCCUGUCUUUGGCAGCAAGGACAAGUUUCAUGGACUGGCUAUUUUCCUUGACACGUAUCCCAACGAUGAAGCCACGGAGCGGGUGUUCCCCUACAUCUCGGCCAUGGUCAACAACGGGUCCCUGACGUACGACCACAGCAAGGACGGGCGCUGGACGGAGCUGGCCGGGUGUUCCGCUGACCUGCGCAACCAGAACCACGACACCUUCCUGGCGAUCCGGUACUCCCGGGGCCGGCUCACGGUGAUGACUGAUGUGGAAGACAAGAAUGAAUGGAAGAACUGCAUCGACAUUGCAGGAGUGCAGCUGCCAACUGGAUACUUCUUUGGUGCUUCUGCUGGCACUGGAGAUCUGUCUGACAAUCACGACAUUAUCUCAAUGAAGCUGUUCCAGCUCAUGGUGGAGCACCCUAUAGAAGAUGAGACGGUUGACUGGACCAAGAUUGAGCCAAGGGUCAGCCUCCUUAAGUCCCCCAAAGACAACGUGGAUGACCCGACGGGAAAUUUCCGGAGCGGGCCCCUGACGGGCUGGAAGGUGUUCCUGCUCCUGCUCUGUGCACUGCUGGGCAUCAUCAUCUGUGCCGUGGUGGGAGCCGUGGUCUUCCAGAAGCGCCAGGAGCGGAACAAGCGUUUCUACUAAAGGAACACCUGUGCUCAAACCCAUCUUUUCUAUGGGGAGCUGUAAAAACUGUGGUUUCUAAACGCUGUUUCUGAGAAAUACCAGAAGUAUUUUCUUACCUGUCUGUAAGUUUGGCUGUAACCCCUGCCCAGCCCUUGGCCUCCAGCAGAUUGGACCUAGGGGGGGUGAUGCCCUCUGGACCCCCAGAGCUGUGGUGUGGGAGCCUGGAGGUUGCUCCCCAGUUUUUUCCAGUGUUCCCCCUCCCAGCUGGGACCUGCCGUGCUGCCUGGGGCAGGUGUGAACAUGAGGUGAGGGUCUGUGGGGAGGGGGCUGUGAGUGGGGCAUUAAAGGACUGACACCA